AUGUUCUUGCUCAGUAUAGCUUUAGAAAAAUUGACCUUACAUAAUUUAUUUCCUUUCAUAUUCGAAAUUCUAUUUAAACCAACCCUUGAAGUUGUCAAUGCAUUAAAACCUAUUCUUCAAGUUAUUGCAAAUGGUUACACGCUCACUUGUAUACACUUACGUAUGGGACAGAACCCGUCUAAUCCGGUGGAUGCUCGUUUUGAAAAUCGAGAUUUAGCCCCCGAAGAUAUAAUAGAUUUCUUGAAUAGAACAAAUUUACGAAAAAUGCAACAUACACGACUUUUUGUCACCAGCGAUUCUGAACAAGCAUUGUCAAAAAUCGUUUCACAAUUUCCAAAUCAAACUAUAACAAUAUCUGGUCCAAUCCUUCAUAUUGAUCGUCCAAAGAAUCGUAAUGAUACCGGUCGUGGAGUUCUUAAAGUAAUUGCCGAUUUUUACGCGUUAGGAGAAUGUCACACGAGUAUUUUGACACCUAGUGGAUUUUCAGGAUUAGCCAACCGACGACGGAUAGAACCAUAUCAAAAUUUAUUUAAAUAUGAUGUCUCAAAUAGACAAAUUGAACGUUGCCAUGAUAUCUACGAAUAUGGAAAGCCACCAAAAACAGUGGACGUUUCAUUGUAUUGUAGAGUAAUUUUCAAUUAUUCUUCUCGCGAAAUGUGAGUGAAUUGAGAGUCUAGAUGAAUUGAUGGAUGUGAGUAUCAGUAGAUGGGUAGAUUGGUGUGAGUGUGCUUUUUCUUCUUUCGUAUUAUGAAAAACAUCAAAACAUGAAUCUUUUGACACUAAAAAUCGAUCUUUAUAAUAAAAGUUAGUUGAGAAAAACUAUGAAAUACAAAUUGUUUUAUUCUUUAUGGCAUACUUGUUUCUUUAUAUUGAAAUUGUCGUUUCAUCUGAUCAAGUCAAUGCAUAGUCAUGUUUUGAUCUAUUUAAAGAAAUGUUCAUAGAUUGAACAUUACAUGAAAUGAACAAAACCAGAACAUGUCUUCUUUACUGUUGCUAUGAAUCUAUUAAUGAAAAAUCGAAGAAAAUAUUUCAAACAUAAUCAGAGAAACUUUUCAAAGUCUACUAUGGAUAAUUCAACUUAAAGGCAUUGACUAAUUACAUCGUUCGAAAAAAUUCUCAUAUUUCAAGUGACUUCAUCAAGGAAGAAUAGUCACUCGAUAACUUUGAAAAAUCAUUUUCAAGAUACUUGUCUUGAUUCAAUUCUUAAAGCAUAAUAAAUUUGUAAAAUACAUCUCAAUAGUUUCAUUUGCAAUUUUCCAAAUAACAUUUUUUCAUCAAUAUAUAAGUAAUUUUACUAUAAUUGUAUUCCUCGAUCAUAUUCGUACUUAGCUAAGAAAUGUUCGAGACCAGAACUAAUGUGGUAAACUCAGAAUCCAUACAAAUAUUUAUCUUUAAGAUUUUGCUUUCUAAAAUCUCAAGUUUUCUACUGUUUAAUCGAGCAAUAAUUGUAGGAAUUUUACGCAAUAUAUACCUUCGGUGUCUUCAAUAUUUUCCAGAUUGUUGACAAUUAUUCAAAAGGUGCACAUUAUGUUGCAGGUCGACCAACUGGUACCGAGAUCAGAUGAAUAAAAUAUUUGUUCAUCUCUAUUUCGGCAUGAAAAACUGAAUUAUAAAGGUUAUUGUCCAAUCUUAUUGAACCAUUCGCCUAAUUUUUUUCGAACAAAAAAGAUUAUAGAGACAUGCAAUAAAGUUGGUACUACAUUGAAAGAUUAAGCCAUAUUCACGUAAGUGUCAUUCGACAAUGAGAUUUUUACAAUAAAUUGAAUGUAAUUCAUUCGUCAAUCAUGUUCUUGCCAACAUAAAUUUAUAGAAGGUCAUUUCUGUCCAUAUGUUGAAACAUGUUUUCUUCUCUAUGAUGUCUCAAAAUUUGCAUGAAUGACACAAACAUAGUAUGAUUUAAUCAUCUCUUACACGAUGCAAUCUAUAAAUCAAAUAGUCUUGUAUAAGAGUGAAGUGAAUCAAAUAUAAAAUAUAACAAAUGACAUGUUCUAGUUCAUUGAUGUUAUUGAAAAUUAUCAUGAAAAAAUGUUUUUUUUUGUGUUUACAAUGUCAUCUGGGAAAAGAUACUGAGUUGAUAUGCACCGUAAUGGAUGUUCAUAUGUAAUUUUCUCUGAUUUUGUAGAACUCACAUAUAUUUUCGAAGAAAAUAGUGAGUGUAAGUUUUACGAUUCUCCUUCCCAUUACAGGUCAUAGCGACGCAGAUCUCCAUUACAGACUUUAGCAAUCGAGAGUAACAGGUGUCAAACUUUCUAGAGUUUUUUUGCAAAAUUGAUCAUGUUAUAAUUUUGAAAAAUAAUGAAUAUCAUUCUUUGUGAGUUGAUUAAAAAAUAUAUAUAUAUAUAUGAUAGCGCGUAAGAUCUGCUGUAAAUAUCAUGGAUAUGUAAAACAGACUUGUUUGUCAAUUAAUUCAAUGAUUAUA
Rotaria sordida is the source of this 2419-nucleotide messenger RNA. NCBI's taxonomy places the organism in Eukaryota, Metazoa, Rotifera, Eurotatoria, Philodinida, Philodinidae. The record is from the annotation of a GenBank genome assembly.